GAAGUCGGAGCAGGUGUCGCGUUCAUUGUCGUGUCGCGUUCCUGGCAUUCACGGGGAACGUUGAAAGGCACUGUGAAAAAUAUAAUUAAAAAAAGAAAACAAGUAUCGAUUCGUCUACGAGUAUUCUCAAUCGAAUGUAAAGCGUUCGAAUAGUUUGAUAAAUAUUUAACCAGGAUAGCUUACCCUGGAUUACUAAGGAUGGUUAAUUGUUAAAGGCGAGAAGUGCGAGGCGAAAUCUGAACAGCGAUGGAAUUCAGAUGGAAUUGUUUUCAGUGGAUUGCAAUCAUCGAAUAGAGUUGGAGUAAUCAUAAAAUAGAGUUUGAGGAAGGUUUCGAUACGAGUAUCUAAAAAUGAAUGUGUUCGUCUCCACCAUCGUGACCAUAUGUGUUUCGAUCGCAUCCGUCGAAUGCAUUCCGGAAUUGCAGUUACUGCACGUCGUGUUCGCGCACAAAACGUACGCGCCAAUUUCUGACAUAAUAAAUAGCAACGGUACGAAUUUACCAGCCCAAUUAACUUACGAAUACUUCAGCUCCGCUCCAUUCAACAUGCCCGACACUGGAAGGCUCAACAUGUACAAUUUAGGUGUCCAUCUGCGCGAAGUAUAUGGACAACUAUUGGGGGAUAUUUUCACGACGGAAGUGAUGAAAAUGCAUACAACAGAGUAUCCACUGUCGAUGAUGUCCGCUCAAUUAGUGAAUGCGGGACUCUGGCCUCCAGCGGAAAGCCAAGUAUGGAACAGCGAUUUAAAUUGGCAGCCGAUACCCACAGAAUACGUAUCCAUCGAUAAAGACACUUUAUUACUCGGGACGCGGUGUCCAAAUUUUAUUUCUGAAAUGAAGAGAGUAUUGAGUACACCUGAAAUGCAACGUACAAUGUUGCAUUAUUUGCCUUUAUUCAAUUACGUAUCUAAACAUUCUGGAAUGGAAAUAAAAGAACCGUUUGAAGCAGCUCUUUUGUAUGCGACUCUCGAGACGAAGGCUGAUCUGAAUCAAUCCCUUCCCGAUUGGGCCGAGGAAAUCUUUCCCCAUGGAAGUUUGUACAACGUUACGCUCUUGGAGUACGAUCUUCUUUCGCAAACUAAACUGCAGAGGCAACUAAAUGGUGGAACAAUUAUAAAAGAAAUCUUAGCGAAUACGUUGGAUUACAUUCAGGAAAACAUACCAGAAGAACGAAAACUUAUGAUAUACAGUGGCAACGAUAGAAACAUUGCUGCUGUGUUGAAGAGCCUGAAUUUGUGGUCACCACAUAUUCCCAACGAGGGAGCUUCUGUGAUCUUUGAAUUGUAUUUUGAUAACGAAACACAGAGCCAUGGAAUAAAGAUAAAUUAUUAUACCGGUGUUGAAGGGGAUACCAUACUUCUGACGAUGCCCAACUGCACAAAAAUUUGUCCGCUACAAACAUUUUUGAAUUCUGUUUAUGAUGUGCUGCCAAAAAGUGCGGAAUUGUUGUGCAACUGGAGACAUGCUGGUGAUGAAACAUUAUUGGAAAGUACUGUUUAUGGUUCAUCCGAGUCUCAUAAAUUAAGUAGCGUUAUAAUUUUGUUUUCAUUUAUAAUUAUAUCGUUUCUGCACUAACCAAUCGACCUAUUCUGUAGAUACUUUAAAUGGAAGUAUACAAUUAUUUCCAAGGAAAUAUCUAAAUUAUUGUAUCCAAACUGUUAUUUAUAAUUCCAUUAAAAAUAUGUUUAAAUUCUUGCAAUAACCUCACAACAAAUAAUUGCCAGUAACAUUUGAAUGUUUUUAAUAACAAUUAUAUCAGUAUUUGUGUCAUUUAAUAUAAUCAUGGAAGACAAUAUAAUCUCACUUUGUGAACAUUCUUAUAAUAUAAAUAAGUUUAGUUUUAAGACCAUAGUCCAGUUCUCUUUCUAUUUUAGUUUUAUUUAGUAUUUUAGUAUUUAUUUAGUAUUUUAGUUUUUUAAUCUUGUGGUAAUCUUCUAUUUCAAUUAAAUUUUGUUUUCUAGACCA
Messenger RNA from Hylaeus volcanicus, 1964 nucleotides. RefSeq names its product venom acid phosphatase Acph-1-like. Lineage: Eukaryota; Metazoa; Arthropoda; Insecta; Hymenoptera; Colletidae. Gene Ontology annotation, biological process: dephosphorylation. The transcript has 7 exons. The coding region runs from base 351 to 1574 and encodes 407 amino acids. Gene Ontology annotation, molecular function: phosphatase activity. The record is from RefSeq and is a predicted model, not a curated record.